CCCGGCCGCAGCGCGGCGCCGGGGGGAAGCUCCCGAGCUCGCCAUUUCCCUGCAUGAGGCGGUUGGCACCACUGGAGAGACCGAAUGAGAGACUCUACAGCGGUGGGUAAUUCACUGGUCCAUAAGCGGUCUCCUUUACGUCGAAGUCAUAAGGCAUCAGCAUCCUCACCCAAACUGUCGUUACGUGAUGGACAGAAAGCCAAAAAGCCACUGUGUAAAUUUGAAGAAGGUCAGGAUGUCCUAGCUAGAUGGUCAGAUGGCUUGUUUUAUCUUGGAACUAUCAAAAAGAUAAACAAACUGAAACAGAACUGCUUCAUUAUAUUUGAGGACAGUUCCAAGUCUUGGGUUCUCUGGAAGGACAUACAAACAGGAGCCACUGAAAGUGGGGAAAUGGUCUGUACAAUAUGUCAGGAGGAGUAUUCAGAAGCACCGAAUGAAAUGGUUAUAUGUGAUAAAUGUGGGCAAGGUUAUCAUCAGCUGUGUCACACACCAAAUAUUGAUUCCAGCGUGAUAGAUUCAGAUGAUAAAUGGCUCUGUCGACAGUGUGUUUUUGCGACAACAACAAAGAGAGGUGGUGCGCUUAAGAAGGGACCAAAUGCCAAAGCACUGCAAGUCAUGAAACAGACUUUACCAUAUAAUGCAACAGACCUUGAGUGGGAUGCUGGUCAUAAAACCAACGUCCAGCAGUGUUACUGCUAUUGUGGAGGACCUGGAGACUGGUAUCUAAAGAUGUUGCAGUGCUGCAAAUGUAAGCAGUGGUUCCACGAGGCUUGUGUGCAGUGCCUCCAAAAGCCAAUGCUUUUUGGUGACAGGUUUUAUACAUUCAUUUGCUCAGUUUGCAGUUCUGGACCAGAAUACCUCAAACGUUUACCCUUGAGAUGGGUAGAUAUAGCACAUCUAUGCCUUUACAACCUAAGUGUUAUUCAUAAGAAGAAAUACUUUGAUUCGGAGCUUGAACUCAUGGCAUACAUAAAUGAAAACUGGGAUAGAUUACAUCCUGGUGAGCUGGCAGAUACACCAAAAUCUGAAAGAUAUGAGCAUGUACUGGAGGCAUUAAAUGAUUACAAGACCAUGUUUAUGUCUGGGAAAGAAAUAAAGAAAAAGAAGCAUUUGUUUGGCUUGAGAAUUCGUGUUCCUCCUGUGCCACCAAAUGCUGCUUUAAAGGCUGAGAAAGAACCAGAAGGAACUUCUCAUGAGUUCAAAAUUAAAGGCAGAAAAUCAUCUAAACCAAUCCCUGAUGUGAGGGAAUUAAGUAAUGGUAUAGAAAGAAAGGGGAAAAAAAAAUCAGUAGGUCGUCCACCUGGUCCCUAUACAAGAAAAAUGAUUCACAAAACUCCAGAGUCGUCUCCUCUGGAUACUGAACCAGUUCCAGUGAUAGAGACCCCAGCAUUGGAAUUACCCUGCUCUGUUGGGAAAUCCGAUGGAACUGCACAUUCAUCCAAUACCUCAGAUGUGGAAUCCACAGGUGCUGCCAGUAUAAAAGAAACUACCUCAUCUAGCAUAUCCAGACAUUAUAGUAGUUUAUCUGAUUCAAGAAAAAGGACUCGUACAGGAAGAACUUGGCCUGCUGCAAUACCACAUUUGAGAAGAAGAGGUCGCUUUCCACGAAAAGCACUCCAGACUCAAAAUUCAGAAAUUGUAAAAGAUGACGAGAGCAAGGAAGAUUACCAGUAUGAUGAACUCAAUACGGAGAUACUUAACAAUUUAGCAGAUCAGGAGUUACAGCUGAAUCAUCUAAAGAACUCUAUUACUAGUUAUUUUGGUGCAGCAGGUAGAAUAGCUUGUGGUGAAAAAUACCGUGUUUUGGCUCGUCGGGUGACACUUGAUGGAAAGGUGCAGUAUCUUGUGGAGUGGGAAGGAGCAACUGCAUCCUGACUGUAGGACUGAAUAUUAUGUUCACUGCACUGUCAUCUGUAAGUACAGUUCAUAAUGCAGAGCCAUGAGAGAAGUGUGUCUUUAAAUGUGUCUAAAAACAAAACAAAACCAAUUUAGCCUUAACGUGUAAUUGUUAUCAUUACAGCUCUUGUGAUAAAAGACUUAUCUUUUUAAAAUCUGAUCUGAAACUUAAAUUUUUUAAUCUGAACACUGUUAGAUUGUUUUAGGUUGGGAUAUUUUGGGUUACAAUUGCUUAAAAAUGUGCAUGGUGUUUUAAAAAAAAGAUGUUUUCUAGAGAACAUUCCAUGGAUACAGUUAUUGUGAUUUAGAGAAAUAUUAUGUAGAUAGCACAAAUCUUUGAAAUUUUUUGGUUUGUUUUCUUACCCAAAUGUUUGCAGAAAUGUAUUUCUAUUUCAAUACUUUCUAGAUUUCAUAAGUGCAGUGUAUAUAAUGCCUACUGAAGACUGUAAAAUACUAAAGUUUUCUUUCAAACAAAGUGUAAAAAAAAAAAAAAAA
This is a messenger RNA of Centrocercus urophasianus (Greater sage-grouse), 2391 nucleotides long. It is a transcript of the gene MTF2, whose product is annotated as metal response element binding transcription factor 2. Gene Ontology annotation, cellular component: nucleus. Gene Ontology annotation, molecular function: chromatin binding; DNA binding. Bases 85 to 1875 code for a protein of 596 amino acids. Lineage: Eukaryota; Metazoa; Chordata; Aves; Galliformes; Phasianidae. Gene Ontology annotation, biological process: chromatin organization; regulation of DNA-templated transcription. The transcript has 15 exons. The record is from RefSeq and is a predicted model, not a curated record.